Gryllus bimaculatus (two-spotted cricket) is the source of this 651-nucleotide messenger RNA. NCBI's taxonomy places the organism in Eukaryota, Metazoa, Arthropoda, Insecta, Orthoptera, Gryllidae. The record is from the annotation of a GenBank genome assembly.
AUGGAAAUUCCAAGAAAUAACUUUGACAGCGUCUCUCAUCGCGGCCAUCGAACCAAGUCGCAGCGCUGCGCGGCUGGGCGAGUGCCAAGCGGCGUUCGUGUUCUAUCGACGCGCUCCUCGCUCGUGACUCAAGCUGACACCAGCACUUGCGGCUUUGACGCAUCGGACAGUGUUGUCGGAAGCUCUAAACUGCAAACAGCAGCUCAAAGGUUCGAGAGAGAGAGAGGAGAUAGAAAGAGAACUCUCUUUAGAAGCGAUGGUGUUGAGGUUGUAUGUGGAGAACGAGGAGGAGGACGUGGUGGUAGAGGUGGAAGCGGAGAUGGUGGUGGUGGUAGUUCUGGUGGAGGCGGAAGUCGGCGGGGUGGUAGUGAAGGUAGAGGAAAUGGUGGAGAUGGAAAUGGAAGAGGUAGCGGAGGAGAUGAUAGUGGUGUUGGAGGUAGAGGUAGAGGUGGAGAUGGAGGUGGAGGAAAUGGUAUAGGUGGAAGUGGAAGAGGUGGUAUAGGUGAAAGUGGAGAAGGUGAUGUGGGCGGGGAAGUAGAGAUGAAAAUGGAGAUGGAGGUGGUGGUAAUAGAAGUGGUAGUUAUAGUGGAGGUGAAGGAAGUUGUGAUGGUGGAGGCAGAGGCGGAAGUGAGGUGGUGGCGGAGGAGGUGA